This is a messenger RNA of Ceratotherium simum simum (southern white rhinoceros), 1641 nucleotides long. It is a transcript of the gene SLC19A1, whose product is annotated as solute carrier family 19 member 1. Gene Ontology annotation, cellular component: apical plasma membrane; plasma membrane; basolateral plasma membrane. Gene Ontology annotation, molecular function: folic acid binding; folate:monoatomic anion antiporter activity; methotrexate transmembrane transporter activity. The record is from RefSeq and is a predicted model, not a curated record. Gene Ontology annotation, biological process: methotrexate transport; folate transmembrane transport. NCBI's taxonomy places the organism in Eukaryota, Metazoa, Chordata, Mammalia, Perissodactyla, Rhinocerotidae.
CGGCUGAGCUGCCCUGACUCUUGGCUCUUCUUCCAGGGGCAGUGUCACCUCCAGUCCCCUCCAGGGCUGCGUGGGGGCCUGGGCGGCAUGGCGCCCUCCGGCCAGGUGGCGGAGAAGCAGGUGCCCCCGGAGCCCGAGCGGGGCCGCGAGCUCAAGUCCUGGCGGUGCCUGGUGUUCUACCUCUGUUUCUACGGCUUCAUGGCGCAGAUGCGGCCUGGGGAGAGCUUCAUCACGCCCUACCUCCUGAGCCCCGACAAGAACUUCACGCGGAAGCAGGUCACCAACGAGAUCACGCCGGUGCUGUCCUACUCCUACCUGGCGGUGCUGGUGCCCGUCUUCCUGCUGACCGACUACCUGCGCUACAAGCCGGUGCUGCUCCUGCAGGCCCUGAGCUACAUCUGCGUGUGGCUGCUGCUGCUGUUCGGCACCUCCGUGCUGCACAUGCAGUUCAUGGAGCUCUUCUACAGCGUCACCAUGGCUGCCCGCAUCGCCUACUCCUCCUACAUCUUCUCGCUCGUGCGCCCCGCCCGCUACCAGCGCAUGGCCGGCUACUCGCGCACGGCGGUGCUGCUGGGCGUCUUCACCAGCUCCGUGCUGGGCCAGCUGCUCGUGACCGUGGGCCGGCUCUCCUUCUCCACGCUCAACUACAUCUCGCUGGCCUUCCUUACCUUCAGCCUGCUCCUCGCGCUCUUCCUGAAGCGCCCCAAGCGCAGCCUCUUCUUCAACCGCAGCGCCCCUGUGCGCAGCGGGGCCUCGCCCUCCGAGCUGGACCAGAUGAACGUGGGCCCCGGCCGGCCCGAGGGCAGGAAGCUGGGCUGGACGCUUCUGGACACCGUGCGGAACUCGACUCUGGUGCGCAUGCUCUGGGAACUGGGGGACAACCUCCGGCUGCCGCAGCUGCGCCUCUGGUCCGUCUGGUGGGUGUUUAACUCGGCUGGCUACUACCUGAUCGUCUACUAUGUGCACAUCCUGUGGAACGUGGUCAACCCCACCACGGACACCACCACGGUCUACAACGGCGGGGCGGACGCCGCCUCCACUCUGCUCGGUGCCAUCACCUCCUUUGCUGCGGGCUUCGUGACGAUACGUUGGGCCCUGUGGGCGGAGCUGGUGAUCGCGGGCGUGACGGCGGUGCAGGCUGGGCUGAUCUUCCUCAUGUACAGCACGAGCAGCAUCUGGCUGUGCUACAUGGCCUUCGUGCUCUUCCGCGGCUCCUACCAGUUCCUGGUGCCCAUUGCCACUUUUCAGAUCGCGUCUUCGCUUUCUAAAGAGCUCUGUGCCCUGGUCUUCGGAGUCAACACCUUCCUCGCCACCGUCCUCAAGACCACCAUCACCCUGGUUGUUUCCGACAAGCGUGGCCUGGGCCUCGCGGUCCACAAGCAGUUCCUCAUCUACUUCGCCUACUUCCUGGUGAUGUCUGCCGCCUACUUCCUGGGAGCCGUGCUGGUGGGCCUGCGCCACCUCCGGGAGGGCCGCCACCAGCCCCUGCCCCUGGCCCAGGAGCUGCGGAGCCCCGAGGAGAAGGCCGCACAGCUGCUGAGCGUGCAGCCCGCAGCCCUGCCACUGGCCACGGAGAACGGCGUGUGGGCCACAGGGCCGGCCCCCCUGGAGCAGAGCCAGCAGCUUGAAACCAAGGCCUGA